AUGCUUAUAGGAAGAAAGCUGCGUAGUAUCGAUCCCAUGAUUAUUUGUUCUGUAGCUUAUGAUGCACUAUCAUCCCGAUUUGCAAGAAAUGAUUUGGUCGUUAGAAAUGCUAUAGAAUAUGAUUAUCCAUUCAGAUCAUUAGGUCAGGAUAUUGUCUUGCUAGGUUGUUGCCAUGGUCUGGUUUGUAUGCAGGUUUCAUAUAUGGUUUUCAAGGAUUUUCUUUGUGUUUGGAAUCCAUGUACCAAAGAGUAUAAGGUUAUACCGGAUGAAAAAAUAGAAGAUGAGACAGCUUAUGCUUUUGGUUAUGAUUCUACCAUUGAUGACUACAAAUUAUUUAAGGUUAUACAGAUACCUGCUGGUAGUAUUUUUUGUUUAGUUGAUGUGUAUACGCUAGGAUCGAAUUCUUGGAGAAGUAUUGAAGACAUAACUUAUUGCUUUCAUAAUGAGAAAAAAGUUGGGGUGCUUGCCAAUGGGAAUCUUCAUUGGUUAGGUUGGUCAUGCAAGAUAACUGAUACCCAAAUUGUGGAGAGAUCUAAAGUCAUAAGCUCUUUGGAUGUCAGCAACGAAAGAUUCCACGAAAUGCAAUUAGCGAAAGAACCUUUGGAGAAUGAACACAACUUUAGGAGUCUGGGAGUGUUGGAAGGGCGUCUCUGUGUACUUUUUCACGACGAUUCUAAGCUUGAUCUGUGGGUAAUGCAGGAUUAUGGAGUGCAGGAAUCUUGGACAAAACAAUUUUCCAUUAUGAAGGAGCAGAUUAGGGACCGUCGCUUAAUAAGUCUGAUGUGGUCUUUCAAGAAUAAUGAGGACCAUAAGUAUCUAAUAUGUGCUGAGCAUGAUUUAUUUUUAUAUGAGCCGAAGCAGGCGAGAGUUAGAAGACCAGAGAUUAACGGUUUAAGAAGCUUGCAUCAUGUUGAGAAUCAUUUUGAAAGCCUAGUAUCACUCGGCUCUGGCACUUAUGUGGGGAGAUAG
Molecule: messenger RNA, 969 nt
Organism: Papaver somniferum (opium poppy)
Lineage: Eukaryota; Viridiplantae; Streptophyta; Magnoliopsida; Ranunculales; Papaveraceae
Product: F-box/kelch-repeat protein At3g06240-like
Exons: 1
Coding region: 1-969 (322 amino acids)
Source: RefSeq, a predicted model, not a curated record